Messenger RNA from Caretta caretta (loggerhead turtle), 5525 nucleotides. RefSeq names its product NOC2 like nucleolar associated transcriptional repressor (gene NOC2L). Gene Ontology annotation, molecular function: histone binding; transcription corepressor activity. The record is from RefSeq and is a predicted model, not a curated record. Gene Ontology annotation, biological process: ribosomal large subunit biogenesis; negative regulation of transcription by RNA polymerase II. Gene Ontology annotation, cellular component: nucleolus; Noc2p-Noc3p complex; nucleoplasm. NCBI's taxonomy places the organism in Eukaryota, Metazoa, Chordata, Testudines, Cheloniidae.
GCCUGCGGAGGCAGCUGUUGUCAUGCGCCCUCCCGCGUGGCGAUUCUGCACCCCCACCUUCGUGAACCAAGGAAUCCACCCUCCCGGCCUCCCCCUCGGCCGCUGCAUUGUGGGAGAGGCACGUUGCGGCGCCAUGGCGGCUGGCGGCAGGAGAAAACUGGCAGAGCUGAGCGUUGAUGAAUUUUUAACUUCCGGAUUUGAGUCAGAAGUUGAUGGUGACUCAGAAGAGGAGACCUCAGAGCUUGUGGAAGAGCCUGCUAAUCGGAAACAAAGCCAGAAUGGCCUGGCAGGAGGAAAGAAGAAGGAGCCACUCAAAGUUAAAACUGCAGAAAAGAACGUGAAGAAAGGAAAGGCAACUGAGCACAAAGACCAGCUCUCGCGGCUGAAGGAACGUGAUCCUGAAUUUUACAAGUUCUUGCAAGAAAAUGACCGCUCCCUGCUGAACUUUGAUGACUCAGACGACUCUGACGAGGAGGAGAAGGGGCUGCACACUCUGCCUGAAACGCUCGAGGAAGCAAGUGACGAGGAGGAGGAGGAGGAGGAAACGGUCAAGCGGAAGAAAGCUGACUUUAUCACCGUGACCUUGAAGAUGGUGGAACAAUGGAAACAGGCUGCAAAGAAGCAACUAACACCGAGGCUCUUCCAUGAGAUCACUCAGGCCUUUAAAGCAUCUGUGGCAACUACCAAAGGAGAUGACGGUGGGGCCGACCCCAGCAAAUUCAAAGUCACCGACAGUGCCGUAUUUAAUGCCCUGGUGUCCUUCUGCAUUCGGGAUCUCUUUGGCUGCCUGCAGAAACUGCUUCAGGUGAAGAUGCUGAAAGACAAAUCAAAGAUGGUGCUGCCCUCUACCAGCCCACUCUGGGGCAAGCUGAGGCUGGAUGUCAAGAUGUACCUGAGCUGCACCAUCCAGCUCCUGUCUUGUUUAACAGAAGCUUCUGUCGGAGCUGCUGUCCUUCACCACGUCAACGCCAUUGUCCCUUAUUUCUUGUCGUUCCCAAAGCAGUGCCGCAUGCUGCUCAAGCAAGCCAUCCGUCUGUGGAGCACGGGCGAAGAAACAGUGAGAGUGCUGGCCUUCCUGGUACUGAACAAGAUUUGCCGCCAUAAAAAGGAGCUGUACCUGAACCCCGUGCUCAAGCAAAUGUACAUCUCCUACGUGAAGAACUCCAGGUUCACCUCCCCCAACGUCCUCCCCAUGAUCAACUUCAUGCAGCGCACCCUGACGGAGAUGUACGCCCUGGACACGCAGGUGUCCUACCAGCACGCCUUCAUCUACGUUCGCCAGCUUGCCAUUCACCUGCGUAGCGCCAUGACUGUGAAGAAGAAGGAGAACUACCAGUCUGUUUACAACUGGCAGUACAUCCACUGCCUGUUCUUCUGGUGUCGGGUCCUGAGCACCAUCUACCCCAGCGAGAUCAUGGCGCCGUUAAUUUACCCUCUGACCCAGGUCAUCAUUGGCUGCAUUAAGUUGGUGCCCACGGCUCGUUUCUACCCCCUGCGGAUGCAUUGCAUCAGGGCCCUCACGCUGCUCUCCGAGAACACCCGGACCUUCAUGCCGGUUCUGCCAUUCAUCCUGGAGAUUUUCCAGCAAGUGGAUUUCAAUAAGAAGCCAGGCCGCAUGAGUGCCAAGCCCAUUAACUUUGCAGUCAUCUUGAAGCUGUCCAAUGCUAACCUGCAGGAGAAGGCAUUCCGGGAUGGCCUCAUUGAGCAGCUGUAUGACCUGACGCUCGAAUAUCUCCAUGGCCAAGCCCACAGCAUCGGAUUCCCAGAGCUGACCCUGCCGAUUGUCAUUCAACUCAAAUCUUUCCUGAAGGAAUGCAAGAUCGCCAACUACUGCAAAGCGAUCCGGCAGCUCCUGGAGAAGUUGCAGGAAAAUUCUGCCUACAUUGCCAGUCGGCGUCAGAAAGCCACCUUCGGUGUGGCCAACAGGGAGGCUGUGGAACAAUGGGAGAAGCAGGUCAAGGAGGAGGGGACGCCUCUGACCAAGUAUUACGCUCAGUGGAAGAAGCUGCGGGAGAAAGAGAUCCAGCUGGAAAUCAGCGGCAAGGAAAGGCUCGAUGACUUGAACCUCCCGGAGAUCAAACGGAAGCGGCCGGAGGACAGGAAGGAGGACGACAAGAAAGAAUUCAAGGAUCUCUUUGAGCUGGACAGCGACUCUGACGGGGAGAGCGGUGGAUUCUCUGUGCAAGGAAAAUCAAAGGCCAAGAAAGCGCAGGGAUCCGCGGGGAGCCCAGCUGGGUCGUUGGACAUGAGUGAGGAUGACGACGAAGAGGGCGCGUAUGGAAUCGAGGAGGAAGAGGAAGCAAGCGACUCAGAGGGGGGAGCUGAGGAGGGGCCCUCCACCUCGGAGGGGACCCAGAAGCAGCUGGCCUAUGCCGGGCGGCUGUCCUCGGCCGACCUUGAGCUGCUGGCCCAAGGGGAGGAGGACAUCGUGGAGGACCUUGAUGACAGUUACUUUGACGACCUAGCCGGUGACUAAAGACUCUGCAAAUGCUCUGCACCUAGGAGGGCGAGCUUGUGCCCUUGCUGACAAUCAAAGCUGGUCGUGAUGCAAAGUAGGCCAAGGGAAAGCCUCAAGUGAUCCCAAAGGAGGAGGUAGGAGCCCCAUGAGAUGGGCAGCCCUAGCGGGGCAGAAUUUCUCCUGGAUGCAGCAGAGAUGCUGCCUGGACCUUUUCCACCAGAGUUACGUUUGUGGGAACGCAGUGAAAUGUGUGGUCACAUCAGGACCAGUCCAACUGCUCAGCAAAGGUAAUAAAAAGCCCUCAUUAAACUCCAGUGCCUUAAAUAACGCAGGGUUCAGUCCCGGGAGGGACAGGUUCCUCUGCUCAUGCGGCCAUUCGCCAGUGGGCUGGGCACUCUGCCAGGCUGGUCACGGGGUGCUUAUCAGGUGGGUCUUUGUAGCUGCCCGGUCUUUGGAAACUUUUCCCACCGUCAUUAAAAGCAGCUCAGAGGUGUGUCCGCGCACACGAGCUGUGGGGGUGAACAGGGAUGAUCACGCUGACUUGGCAGACGAAGGAAAUGGAAGGGCCUGCCCCGGUCGGCGGGUCCGUGUGCCCCAGUGGAACGCGUCCUCUCAGGGGCGGGCUGCUACGCCCCCUGAGCCCCCUUUGCUCGUCUGCAUCCAGAGGUGCUGCUGGCCAGGCCCCACCGAAGACAGGCUGGCAGAGCUAGCGUUGCUGGUGUGCUGCUUACCUCGGUGCCGAGAAGGGUUUUCAUGUUGUCCCUCCGGCACAAGGUCUCAGUGAGCAAACUGGGCUGGCUCUCACACCAACCACCUUGCUGUUAACCAGUUCCAGGCUCUCCGGUGCAUCCUUCAGCUCACCCCCACGGGGGGAAGGACUUUAGCCUGCAGAGCUGCCUUUGCCAGGGAGGAGAUGCCAGCUUGAAUCCCAGACCCCAUGUUUAGUUUGCAGGGCUGGCAGCUGCAGCAGGGGUGGGAAGCAGGCAGAUUUGACAGGAAAAUGUGUUGAGAUGCUAAGUGUGGCUCCAGGACCAAGUCACAUCUCUGAGGUCUGGAGCAGUGUGGUUGAUUUUUUCAAACGUUUCCAGUACUGCCUUAGCAGGAGAGGGCUCCCCUGCUGCUUCCAUGGUGUUCAGAAGUGAGGCCCGUGCUGGUCUGUGCACACACAGCGAGUACGUUCCUGUUACACGUCUCCUCUGAGACACUCCUGGCAAACUCUCCCACAGCAAGGCUGUGACGCGCCUCGGGCAGGGCUAGAAACCAGCCCCUGCAGGUCCCUGUGCUCCAGCCAUUGCAUGGCGCUGCCCAUCGUGAGCAUCACCAUGAAACUUUCAGAUUGAGAAAUGGAAGGAAACGAUUGGAAGGUUGCUUCCCUAGGGCAGGGUUUAGAUUAGGAACAGCUGAUGAGAUUGAGGGACUGUUGGUGAAAAACUAGUGGCAGACACUGAGGGGUCAUUUCCCCCUCCACCUUCUUGCAAGCCUGGCACAAAGGCCCUUGGCGCGGGGGUUUUCACAUGCUCAUUUUUCCAACUUCAUAAAAGUUAAAGUGGAGACACACACACAUACACACCCCCCCCCCCCCGGCUGCCAUUGGAUUGGACCGAGAGGAUAAAAACCCAGCCAAACCUACCUUGUGCUGUUUUGUCAAAAUUUAAAAUGAUUUUUGACAUUUCCCAGCCAAAAAUCAAAUGUCCCCCUGCCUUUUUUUUUUAAUAACUAAACCCUAUUUUUGGCAAGAAACUUCUACACGGAUACAUUCUUGACCAGCUCUACACCUGCUCUUCAUUCACCUCCUGCCGAGCCAGAACCAGAGCCUUGUAACCUCACUAGGGGGUGCGCUCCCUCCCAUCAUUCCUCUGUGCCAAAGUCUUUGUUGCAGUAGCUCUGGCUGGUGAAGCAAAACAUGCCCCAGCUCCUGACCCUGAGGGGCAGUCGGUUUUAUGCAAAAGAACUGCUGGAGUCCCCAGGAGCACAGACCUAGCGUGACUGCAAGGUGGGAGAUCUGUCCCAGCAGCGGCUAGCAGUUAGGCACGGAGCAGGGGGAAAGCAAGGACCCUUUGUGCUUUUUUUAUUUAAACUGAUUGCUGGAAAGCAUUUAUUGUGAUGGGAUGAAUAAUGACAAUUGUUUUUUUACAAGAUAAAGAAGCUAAUGUACCACCAAGCUAUUUUUUAUAAGAAAAACGGUAGCACAUGCAAACAAAAAGAGAGAGCAAGAGCGCGAAGUACCAUGUGUGAUUGUUGUUCACAACUGUACAAGUUACAGGUCACCUCAGGAGUUACCGUCUUCUUCACAGUAGUAAAAACUCUACCCUCUGGUUUGCCUGACCUCCCUACCUCCUAUGGGCACGCACAGGUACCUGUCGCAUAGGCCUCAGCAGGCCAGAAUGUGCAACUACGUCCACCUCUGUAACAAGGCUUUAAAAGAAAAUAACCCCUCCACAACCAAAAACCAGUAUCAAUGAGUGAGUCUGCUGUACACACACAGGGGGGGGACCCCUCCCCCCUUCCCACCACACCCCUUCUGCUAUUGUUUGUUUUCUUUACAAGAAAGUCCCUGGCCCUGUUCUCCCCCCCCCCCCCAAAGUCCCAGAGGGGCUGGGGCCAAGGAGAUGCCACCAUAGUCUGUGUCUCUGUGUGCAGCAAAAGCACCGUGGCACGUGGGGGGCAGCACCCCCUGCCCCAGGGAGAGCGCCAAAGCCACCUCUGCCGUACCAUCUGCACUGAAGUAAACAUGGACCGGAACUUGCCUUUUGUCUGUCUUUGGUAUUGGUUUAAAAGUUGCUAGAGAUGCAUAGACACCUGAACAAAGAGCUGAGUACAGUUUUGGGGGCGGGGGGAUUGGUUUGCUCACAGUUCGGGGCUCUCUGCCUUGGUGGGCAGGGUCACCCCCAGCAGUUCUCCAAAGCUGUGUUCCCUCGAAGGCAAACAGAUGAGCAUUCCCAUCUCUGCCCGCUGCUCUCCCUUGGGUUUGGACAAGCAGGAAAGAGGGAGCACGGCCAGAUUUCUCUCAACCCCCUUUUUCCCCCUUGAAUUGCUUUCAAUAAAUCUUUGGAUUUUUUUUCCCUUC